This is a messenger RNA of Chelmon rostratus (copperband butterflyfish), 2279 nucleotides long. RefSeq names its product bestrophin 1 (gene best1). Gene Ontology annotation, molecular function: chloride channel activity. The coding region runs from base 99 to 2276 and encodes 725 amino acids. The record is from RefSeq and is a predicted model, not a curated record. Lineage: Eukaryota; Metazoa; Chordata; Actinopteri; Chaetodontiformes; Chaetodontidae. The transcript has 9 exons.
CGCUGACGCUGAACUCGGACAAACCGCAGAGAACAUCACACUGGUUUCCUUCAUGUCACGCCACAGUCCACCAGCAAGUUGGCCAGCAAGCAGCAGCGAUGACAGUAACGUACUCUCGCAGGGUUGCUGAUGCAGGUCUGGGGACCUUCUUUAACCUGCUUCUGCGAUGGAAGGGCAGCAUCUAUAAACUGCUCUACAGAGAGCUCAUCAUCUUCACUCUUCUCUACUCCUUCUUCAGUAUCGUUUAUAGGUUUGUGUUAAAUGAUGAGCAGAGGAGGCUGUUUGAGAAGCUGUCGAUAUACUGUGACCGCUAUGCGGAGCUCAUCCCUGUGUCAUUUGUUCUGGGGUUCUAUGUCACCUUGGUCGUGUCCCGUUGGUGGGGCCAGUUUGAGAACGUCCCCUGGCCGGACCGCUUGGCAGCAUUAGUGGGUGGUCAUGUCCGUGGAGCUGACGAGGCCUCCAGGCUGACCCGACGAACCCUGAUGCGAUACGCCAACCUCUCUGGCGUGCUCAUCUACCGCUCCGUCAGCACUGCCGUCUACAAGAGGUUUCCCACCAUGGGCCAUCUGGUGCAGGCAGGUUUGAUGACCUCCGAGGAGCUGAGGCACCUGGAGGACUUGCCCUCUCCUCACAACAAGUUCUGGGUUCCCUGCAUGUGGUUCGUCAGCCUGGCUCUGAGGGCUCGGACCGAGGGUCGCAUCAAUAACGACGUGGCGCUCACAGCCAUUCUCACUGAGUUGAAUAGUUUACGGGCAAAGUGCAUGAAGCUGUACGGUUAUGACUGGAUCAGCCUGCCUCUUGUCUAUACUCAGGUGGUGACAGUGGCGGUCUACAGCUUCUUCCUGGCUUGUCUGAUUGGUCGUCAGUUCUUGGAUCCAGCUCAGGGGUACCCUGGUCAUGAUGUGGACUUCUACCUGCCUGUUUUCACCCUGCUGCAGUUUUUCUUCUAUGUCGGUUGGCUGAAGGUGGCUGAACAGCUCAUAAAUCCUUUUGGUGAAGACGAUGAUGACUUUGAAACCAACUGGCUUGUUGAUCGCAAUUUACAGGUGUCCCUGUUGUCUGUGGAUGAGAUGUACGACAGCCUGCCGGUGGUUGAGAGGGACAUGUACUGGAAUGAGUCUGAACCUCAGCCUCCCUACACUGCUGCCAGUGCUGAACACCGCAAACCCUCCUUCAUGGGCUCAGCCCUGGAUAUCAGUGUUCCUAAAGAGGAGAUGGAGUUUCAGUCCAAUCUGGAGCAAAUCAAAGAACAUGAGGAAGCCAACUACUCCACCCCGCUGAUUGGGGGGCUGGGUCGUCUUCUCGGUGUCCAGUCCCCCAACUUUCAUCGCUCCUCCCGGGUAUCUCUGCUGCGCCGCCGCCCUGGAGCUCCACUAAGCCGCUUCCCUCUGUACCUGCACCCAGAGACGCCAUCAACUCCAAGUCUAGUCCGCCAGCCUUUGAGCCAAGACCGAGAUCCAGACUACGCCUUCUCCACUAUGCCCCUGUAUGAGAGACCGGGUUUCUACAGCUGCCCACAAACACCAAUCCACUGUGUGCCCCCUGCGGUGGCCCGCCCUCGACCUGCCCGGCGAACUCAGAACGAGUGGGACCGCAGCUGCAGCUCCCUCGCUCCUCCAAUGGUGGGCUCGCAGUUGCUGCCUCCUGACACCCCCAACCAUGUCCCCCCACCGCCAUCCUCUGCUUUCCCUUGGCUGAGUGAGGAUGGUGACAUCCCGAAUGCCCCAACCUUCUCCUUCCCCGACCCUCCACCUGAACUCUGCCCAAUAUCUAAACUCAGACCAGGACACGGCCUGCUUUCUCGCCGCCCUCCUCCCCCCCGUCUAACCCUGGACACCCUCCCCUCAGCAGAGAGUCAGCCUGGACCCCCAAGUGCUCGGGCAGCAGGAAGCGGAGGAGAAAGGGUGUUCUCGUUCACUCCUCCCUCUCGCACAGCGGCAGCAAAUCCCAGUAAUCCCAACAGCAGCUCUAGCAGCAUUAAUGCAACAAGCACCAACAGCGCUGGCACAACAGGAAGUCUGUGCAACGGUACAAGUCACAGUAAUUUUAGUAACCAUGGGAACUUCAGCGCUAACAUGAGGACAAGCAACGGGGGCACCAACGGCGGGCUGAGCAAUAAUAUGAACACAGUCUCCACUUCAGUGUCAUCACAGCAAGAAACAAAUCAGCAAAACUCACCCAAUGAUUCAGGGAUCUCAUUGGCUGAGGGGGACCUGCUGGGCGUUCUGGUGGACGGUGGGGUGAACAAGGCGACAGGAGGGAGGGAGCAGGACUGAGAA